Cavia porcellus (domestic guinea pig) is the source of this 4706-nucleotide messenger RNA. It is a transcript of the gene Tgfbrap1, whose product is annotated as transforming growth factor beta receptor associated protein 1. Gene Ontology annotation, cellular component: membrane; cytoplasm. NCBI's taxonomy places the organism in Eukaryota, Metazoa, Chordata, Mammalia, Rodentia, Caviidae. The transcript is spliced from 12 exons. The coding region runs from base 116 to 2857 and encodes 913 amino acids. Gene Ontology annotation, biological process: intracellular protein transport; autophagy; endosomal vesicle fusion. The record is from RefSeq and is a predicted model, not a curated record.
GGACGCGAAUAUGUGUCGUCACUCUGUUGCGCCGUGCGUCCUGCCACGCCUUCCAUGAGUGGUGCCCGCUGGCCAAUGACAAAUCGAAAGAAGGGGAAGUGCAAUGGAGAAAUAAAUGGCCCGUCAAACCUCGCGGGAAGAGGGCAGAGCGAAAUUCACGGUGCCGCUAACAUUGGGCGCUCCUCCUGUGACGUCUAAUGGCAGAGGCCACAGGAAUUCUCGGGUCGUCUGCAGGCGGAGAGCGCGCACACACGUGACCCCAGGCCACGCAACAGUCAUGAUGAGCAUCAAGGCCUUCACGCUGGUCUCGGCUGUCGAGCGGGAGCUGCUGAUGGGCGACAAGGAGCGGGUCAACAUCGAGUGCGUGGAGUGCUGCGGCCGGAACCUCUACGUGGGCACCAGCGAUGGCUUUGUCUACCACUUCCUGCUGGAGGAGAAGCCGCUGCCCACGGGCACCGCUGCCUUCACAGCCACCAGGCAGCUGCACAGACACCUGGGCUUCAGGAAGCCAGUGAGUGAGCUGCGCGCAGCCUCUGCCCUCGACCGGCUGCUGGUGCUCUGUGACAGCUGCAUCUCCCUGGUGGGCAUGCGCAGCCUGGAGCCGGUGCCCUCAGGCGCGCGCAUCAAGGGGGCCUCCACCUUUGCGCUCAACGAGAACCCCGUGGGCGGGGACCCGUUUUGUGUGGAAGUCUGCAUCCUCUCUGUCAAGCGCAGAACCAUCCAGGUGUUCCUGGUCUACGAGGACCGUGUGCAGAUCGUCAAGGAGGUAUCCACGCCCGAGCAGCCUCUGGCUGUGGCUGUGGAUGGCCACUUCUUGUGCCUGGCACUGAGCACACAGUACAUCAUCCUCAACUACAGCACGGGCCUCUCGCAGGACCUGUUCCCCUACUGUAGUGAGGAGAAGCGGCCAAUCGUCAAGAGGAUUGGCCGGCAAGAGUUCCUGCUGGCCGGCCCGGGCGGCCUGGGCAUGUUCGCCACCGUUGCCGGGAUCUCCCAGAGGGCCCCUGUACACUGGUCAGAGAAUGUGAUCGGGGCGGCUGUGUGCUUCCCCUACGUGCUGGCACUGGACAGCGAGUUCAUCACCGUCCACAGCAUGCUGGACCAGCAGCAGAAGCAGACACUGCCCUUCAGGGAGGGCCACAUCCUGCAGGACUUCGAAGGAAGAGUGAUCGUCGCCACAAGCAAAGGAGUCUACAUCUUGGUCCCAUUACCUCUGGAAAAACAAAUACAGGAUCUGCUGGCCAGCCGCAGAGUGGAGGAGGCUUUGGUCUUGGCGAAAGGAGCCCGAAGGAACAUUCCGAAGGAAAAGUUCCAGGUGAUGUACAGGAGGAUUCUGCAGCAGGCCGGCUUCAUCCAGUUUGCCCAGCUCCAGUUCCUAGAAGCUAAAGAGCUAUUCAGGAGCGGGCAGCUCGAUGUCCGGGAGCUGAUCUCCCUGCACCCAUUCCUGCUGCCUACCUCCUCCUCCUUCACCCGCUCUCACCCCCCACUGCACGAGUACGCAGACCUGAACCAGCUGACACAGGGUGACCAGGAGAAGAUGGCCAAGUGCAAGCGCUUCCUCAUGAGCUACCUCAGCGAGGUCCGUAGCACGGAAGUGGCCAAUGGCUACAAGGAGGACAUUGACACGGCCCUGCUCAAGCUGUAUGCAGAGGCCGACCACGACAGCCUGCUGGACCUCCUCGUCACCGAGAACUUCUGCCUCCUCACGGACAGCGUGGCCUGGCUGGAAAAGCACAGAAAGUAUUUUGCGCUGGGUCUGCUCUACCACUACAACAACCAGGACGCCACUGCGGUGCAGCUGUGGGUGAACAUCGUAAACGGGGACAUCCAGGACUCCACGCGCGCCGACCUGUACGAGUACAUUGUGGAUUUCCUCGCCUGCUGCUCGGACCAGCAGCUGGUGUGGGCCUACGCAGACUGGGUGCUGCAGAGGAGCGAGGAGGUUGGAGUUCAGGUCUUCACCAAGCGGCCUCUGGACGAGCAGCAGAAUAUUUUUAAUCCAGACGAUGUCAUCAGCUGCCUCAAGAAGUACCCCAGAGCCCUGGCCAGAUACCUGGAGCAUCUGGUGGUGGACAGGAACGUGCAGAAAGAAGAGUACCACACGCACCUGGCUGUGCUCUACCUGGAGGAGGUGCUGCGGCAGAGGGCGGCCUCUGGUGGAGCUGACCCCACAGCCACCGAGACACAGACCAAGCUGCGGCGCCUGCUGCAGAAAUCUGACCUGUACCGAGUCCACUUCCUGAUAGAGCGGAUCCAGGGUGCCGGGCUGCCCGUGGAGCGUGCCAUCCUGCACGGGAAGCUGGGCGAGCAUGAGCAGGCCCUGCGGGUCCUGGUGCACGAGCUGGGGGACACGGCAGCGGCCGAGGAUUACUGCCUGUGGAGCUCCGAGGGCCAGGACACCCCCUGCCGCCAGCACCUCUUCCACACGCUGCUUGCCAUGUACCUGCAGGCCGGGCCCGCGGCCCCCACGCUCACCGUGGCCGCCGUGGAUCUGCUCAACCGCCAUGCCACGGACUUUGACGCCGCCCAGGUGCUGCAGCUGCUGCCUGGCUCCUGGUCGGUGCAGCUGCUUAGCCCAUUCCUCACCGGGGCCAUGAGGGGCACUGUCCAUGCCAGGAGGACUGCACAGGUGGCGCUUGGCCUGGCCAGGUCGGAAAACCUGCUCUAUGCAGCUGACAAGAUGAAGCUGAGAGGCAGCGCCAUUUGGCUCUCAGACCAAAAGCUCUGCCAGCUGUGCCAGCAUCCCUUCUCGGAGCCUGCGUUUGUCCGGUACCCGAAUGGGGGACUUGUGCACCCACACUGUGCCGCCAACAGACAGAAAGCCCCUAGCUCCCCCAGCCCUGGCAGCCGGACUUGAGCUGGGCUUGGGGGUUUGAGCAUGACUGAGUUCUCUUCUGAGUCUGCUGGACACCGAGCAGGCGGUCGCACGCCUGGCGCCAGCCAGCACAAGUGGCAUCAGUGCCCAGAAGCAUCUGUGCCACAAGCCGGGACCCCUCCCUGCUGAGCGCUCUGUGUGAACAUAAAUUCGAACCCCAAGAAUGCUGGCCAGAUGUCGAGGGCUUGCUGUGUGGUGCCGUCAACCAGAGCAAAGGCGAGGGGUCACCCGCAGGGUGCAGACGCCGCGCCCAGUAGAGCCCUCUGUGACACGGGCCCUGUUCCCACUCAGUCAGCCUUUGCCCCAUGGACAGCUGGCCCUGGGGACGUGGCGUGUGUUCCUUCUCCUCUCAGCUCCCCCCUGUCCGCCCGAGCGCGCCUGUGCUUCUGGCUGCCUGAGAAUCUCAUGUGCCUGGGACCUCCUGACGUCCCCAGGUAGCUGCCUGCCAGCCUGAGGAACGGUGUGCACCAGGGCAGGCGAGGCCAGGGCAGGCACAUGUGCCCUGAAGGAGUCCACCUGACCCUGUGCAGCCGGGCACUUUUAUGUGAAUCCGCAGUGUCUCUGCAGUUUCUCUCCAGUUGAAGAUUUGCCCCCUGGGGAUGUUUCUUCUGCUAGCAUUUGGCCCCUCUGGAGACCCAGGAGACCACUGCCCAGAACAAGCACGCAUCAGAACAUCGGGUGCCCUCUGCGUGGCCCUGGGGAUAUUGGCUCAGGCUGCCUUACCUCCCUGCACCUCUGUGCCUGCCCUAACGGUCCCCAAACUGCAGAAAAAGGCCUCCUAUCCAUUGCUGGGGGUCCUUGGGUCUCUGUGUCCAUCCUGACAUGCUGAGGCUGUUGUCACUUCACUGCCCUGCUGCGUAUGCCUUCCUGAGGUGUAGAACAAGGAGCCUGGGUGCACUGUUCCGCCGCCUGAGCCACGAGGGAGUGCGUGGCGCCGGCCAUGGAGAGCCUUGCCGCACUCAGUCUGGGUUUACCUCUCAGGCUGCCCGCGAGCCAAGAAACAAACCAGUCUGUGUUGUUCAAAGAAUUGGCAAUAUUUCCCCCUGUGUUUCAGUUAUUUAAGGAGAAGCAGUGGGGAAUUUCUCCCCAUUGCUCUGCACUGCACCACAUAAGCCAGCGUGGGUUCAAGGCCUGCCGUGGGCACCCUGUGGACAGCUGUUCCAGACCACACGCCCUGCCUGGUGUCACCAGCCCCACUGUGCUGUGUGGUUUGGGUCCCAUGGAGAUGACGUUACUGUUCAUUGCACUUUUGGAAGCACUGCGCCCUGCACGCACAAGCCGGCACCGCCCAGACUCUGGGUACCGCGCGUUGCUCUAAAGUUCGUGUCUGCCUUCAGGGCUGAGCAGUUCCUGUCCCUGCUGAAGCCUGGCAUGGCACCACUGUCUGUGCGCGGGGCCCCGCGUCCCCAGCCUGCCUCACACCCUUACCGGGGCUUUUUCUCGAGCCUUGCUUUUCAGACGGAUUCUUCCUCCCUGGCUCGAGGUUCUGUGACCGCGGCUGUGCAGCCUGGUGAGACUGGCGCCCAGAGCGCCCGUCCUCAGGGGCGCGUGCAGACUCCCUCUGCAUGACCGUUGUCAGGCCGCACCCUCCCGUGGUCUACCAUAGGGCACUGUGGCCGUGGGCCAGAGCACAGAGCCAUGAGGGGCGCCGGCGCCAGCCACAGAAGGGGUGGCACCGUCACAUGGAUGCACAGCCAGGUGACCCUGGCCCUGUCUUUGCUGUCCCAUGGGAAUUUUUGUCCUUGUAACUUUAUCCUUUAUCUCCUUGAGUCCCAGAUACACAACCUGUACACAUGUAAACUUGUUAAUUUUAUUAAAACUCUUAAUUCUU